This is a messenger RNA of Chondrus crispus (carragheen), 1215 nucleotides long. RefSeq lists its product as hypothetical. NCBI's taxonomy places the organism in Eukaryota, Rhodophyta, Florideophyceae, Gigartinales, Gigartinaceae. The record is from RefSeq and is a predicted model, not a curated record. Gene Ontology annotation, molecular function: GDP-Man:Man(1)GlcNAc(2)-PP-Dol alpha-1,3-mannosyltransferase activity; alpha-1,3-mannosyltransferase activity. The transcript is spliced from 2 exons. The coding region runs from base 1 to 1215 and encodes 404 amino acids.
AUGCGCGUCGCCUUCAUCCACCCCGAUCUGGGACUUGGUGGUGCCGAGCGCCUAGUUGUUGAUGCUGCGCUCUCCCUGCAAGAACUGGGCCAUUCGACAAUUAUUUGCACUCCGUUUCAAGACGCGAAUCGCACAUUCCGAGAAGUAGCUCCACCUGCGCCGCAGGUGCCAGUUCGCGUAGUACCGCUUCCUAUUCCUCGCUCGCUCUUUGGUAGAUUACAGGCAAUUCUAGCGGCUCUUCGUUGCGCUCUCUUGGCUGUGUACGUCUGCCUGUUUGUAAGCUUUGAUGUCGCUUUCGUUGACAUCGUCUCCCUCCCGUUGAUUGUUUUUGCAGUGUUUCGCAAACCCGUCCUUUUCUAUUGCCAUUAUCCAGACAAGCUACUCGCUACAUCAUUAGCUCCGCAUUCUAGUCCGUCACGACUCAAAACUUAUUAUCGUCGUUUUGUCGACAGCCUUGAAGCGUUUUCACUGCGCUUUGCGUCUGUCAUUGUAUGCAAUUCUCGCUUUACAGCUUGCGCCUUCGAGAGAACAUUUUCAGGCUUGCCCAAACCAUCCGUGAUUUAUCCAUGUGUGUCAAUCGCAAGCAAAGAACGGGGGAGGGCAACCGAAGAAGGAAUAACAUCGAACGCAUCAAAGUUCUCGAUUCUUUCUUUGAAUCGUUAUGAGAGAAAGAAGGACAUUGGCUUGGCUAUAGACGCAUUGGCUGCAAUGAAACAUCACGAGGUGCGCGGUAAGAAGUUGCACUUGGUCAUCGCAGGGGGAUACGACGAGAGAAUUCGUGAAAAUAUUGAAUACUUCAACGAACUGGAAGAGCUUACCAAGACAAGCGGGCUAACGGAUUCUGUCACGCUUCUGCGCAAUAUAUCUGACAGCGAGCGGCGGAAGUUACUACAAGAAUCACUCGCCGUCUUAUACACUCCAUCAAAUGAACACUUUGGCAUUGUACCGCUAGAGGCCAUGGCCGAAGGGAUUCCAGUCAUUGCCGCGAAUAGCGGGGGGCCUACUGAAUCAAUCGAGGACAGAGUAACUGGCUUUCUCUGUGAUUCGACCGGGAAGAGCUUUGCAGAUGCAAUCACUCUCGUGAUGAAUGACACUGCACUGGCGGCGAAGAUGGGUACUGCCGGGCGUGAGAGAGUUUUAAAUUUGUUUGCACGUUCAGUUAUGGGUAGAGAGCUGCAGAACAUCUUAAUGAGAAUAUGGCCAUCUGGCCGGUGA